Molecule: messenger RNA, 5991 nt
Organism: Malassezia globosa CBS 7966
Lineage: Eukaryota; Fungi; Basidiomycota; Malasseziomycetes; Malasseziales; Malasseziaceae
Exons: 1
Coding region: 1-5991 (1996 amino acids)
Biological process (GO): retrograde transport, endosome to Golgi; endocytosis; intracellular protein localization
Cellular component (GO): Golgi apparatus; endocytic vesicle; membrane
Source: RefSeq, a predicted model, not a curated record
AUGGCAGCGGACUCGCCCUCGUCUCCGUCAAAGUCGCAGUCGGCAACACUACCAGCAUCAUCAGCACCUUCAGAACACACGCAGCAUGCAUCUUCGCUGUCAGAUGUAAAAGGACAUCUGCCGCUUCUUCCAGAUGAAAAGGAAUGGGAAGAAGCUGUGCGUCAAGACCGCACUGACCUGUUCCUUCUUUCUUGGCUUGUGCGAAUCGACAGCUUGCUUCUGGAGGGGGAAGUUCGUGGAAGUGGCGCACUUGUGGAGCGAUGUCUUUGCAUUUGCGGCUCUCAAAGAAGCGGCCAGCCCUCGAUCAGCAGCGCGUGGAACCAGUUACAGCCUGGAAGAAGUGUCCGAUGUCUUGUUGCACGGUGCCUUGUAUGUUUGUAUCGUCAUAGUGAGGCGGAGAAGCCACCACUUUUCGAGGUCAUGGGUGCUCUACGAGAUGUAUAUGCUGCUGAUAUCCCCACCAAUGCACACCUGGCUGCUAUGCAUGUCGCUCGCGAGCUUAUCAUGUCGCAUCCCCAUGGUGUAGGAUCUCAGUUUUCGGCUGUACCAAUUUGUCUGCGGAUUAUCCGGACGUCGUCUCAUACGGUGCUUGUGCGCUAUUAUGCGCUGCGACUGCUCGAGUCGAUCUUAGCGCAUGACAAGCUCCCUGCAUCGAUGCUGAAGGAUGCUCUAAAGACUCUCAAGCAAGCACUUCACGACAAGGCAGGCCCUGUUGUGCGUGCGAGUGCUGUUUGUCUUGAGUUGGUUUUCCGCGAUGCUACUAGAUCAGAUAUUGAGACGCAGCUCGCAUCCAUUGUGAAAGUCCUGGCCAGUGCUGACCGGCAAACUCGUACAGCCCUUGCACGUUUGGCUGCUACGUUGCUCAUUCAAACAGAGACGAUGGCACCUGCUGACGAAGGAAAGGAUCCCGUCGUUGUUCCUCUGUACACAGCCGAACAGCAAAUGAACCUGUUACAUGUGCAUCUGAGCCGCGCAGGAUCGUGGAAGGCACGCGUUGGUGUGCUGCAAAUGUAUGAUGCCUUGCUUGCCCUCCACGGGAGUGCGUGGCUCGAGCAGCAUUUGCAGGAAGUUUUCAUGCACCUUGUUCGUGAUAUUGCCACAAACAUGCCUAUACCUGCGCAUGAGAGCCCAUACCUGUGCCGGGCAGUUCAUCGUGUGCUGGAUGUGCAUCUCCGCUCACUCCCUGAGCCCGCACAGGAGCGCGCAGCUGCUUACAUGGGCUCGAACAUACUCGGCAUGUGGCCGCCUGCGACACCUGCCCAUGAAGCACCUAGUGAAGCAAUGCUGACACUUACGCUCGAUGCAACAGCGCUGCUUGUUGCACAGCUUGGCGAGCUGUCGCCCACUCUCCAUGAGGCAUUAUACGAGUCACACAUGCGUUUGUUGGCACACCCGAUUCUAGCCGUGCAGAUUCGUGCAGCGUGGUGGCUUAGUAUUGCCUGUGAUGUACAACCUCUUCUUCUGGCUCCGACGUAUGCAGAACUGCUUACCUUCAUGCGUCGAGACAUGGCAGCUCUGAGUACGCCGCAGCAUGAUCAAGGCGUGUCACUUCGUGCUCGACUUGUGGGCCACAGCUUUGCCUUAGCCGCACUGGCACGCAUCUCGGCUAAGCACCCUCUGUACAUGCGCAAUGACGAUGUGGAAGAUGUAUUCACGCUAGCUACGGACCUGUUGACGCGCAGUGGCGAGCAGAACGCGCUGCCCAAUGCCUCAGCUGCGGUGGGAUCUGCCUGGAUGCUCGUCGGCUCUCUCAUGGCGCUCGGCACAGAGUUUGUGCGUGCCCACUUGCCAACACUUAUGAAUGCAUGGCGUCAAGCCCUCGCUGAGCGCUCGUAUGCAGAGUUAGAUGACGCUGCGUGGCAGUACCUGCUCACAGUGCGACAUGGCGCCCUUAGCAGCAUGCAUGUGUUCUUUCUGCACGGCGGUCAUGAGCUCCUCACACAAGAGACAGCCCGUCGUCUUGUGGUGAUGCAAAGCCAUGCGUUAGCAUUCCUCGACGCUUGGGAGCGCCGGGCCAUGUUUGCAUCCCAUGCGCCAGCGGCCCUGCCGAUCCUUUCGCGGGUGCAUGCGCCCCUUUUGCGCGUGCGGAUUCUUCGCUGUUGCACGCACUUGGCACAGACAUCAGCGCUCGAGACGCUUGCUCCGCACCUCAUGAGUAUGUCGGUCGAGCUGCUUGCACGUGCUGAGCGCUGGCAUACAGGUAGCGCGACGCAAACGGCUAUUAGCACCAGCACAGGGGCAUCGCAGUCGCCUUGGACUGUUCACGAUGGUGUAGCGUAUGGUAUGACGAGUCUGCUUCGCCAGGACGUAGGGGCUGCGCUUGACGCCUGGACCCCGGCCUUUUCCACAGCGCCAUUCCAGCCCACGCCCGUCGCCGACUCCGACACGUAUGGCCUAGAUCUCGAGCUGGAGCUUGAUGCCCAGACUCCUGUGCUUGGGGCGUUGGAGCACGAUGCAACGGCUCUGUAUGCGCUCGCAGCUACGAGUGUGGAUCCGUACCGCAUCUUGCCGGGAGCGCCACAACCUAUGCCGCCUGGCACGGCCGAAAUCGAUGCGGCAGCCGAGCUGUUUGCCGCGCUCUUUGCCUUCCAGCCACGCGACCUGCAGAUCGGCACGUCCGAGUUCCUGUUGGCGGCGCAAAGACGCCCAGCUUUGGACAAGCAGCCAGGUCGUCGUAUUGCUGUGCUAGUCAACAGUGUUGUGGCUCUUCUAGGCGCUGUUCGCACCGCAGCACAUCAUCCUCACCGCGCAUCUGGCUUUGCUAAUGAGCGUGUGAAUGCGGCGAUCAAAGGCGUGGCGCAAAGGGCUUUGCAAGAGGGUCACGUCAUGCUGCGCCGCGCAGCGGCUGAAUUGUAUGGCUAUUUGGCUUCCCUCGCUGGCUCCGGCUCUUUGUCUAUGCAAAUGCAGUUCUUGAUUGACCAGAUUGUCGACACGCGCCAUGCCGAUGGACGCGCUGCAUGUGCGCUUGCAUUGGGCCAGAUCUACACUUGUGUCGGCGGACUGCGUGCAUCGCCCCUGACGAAGACGAUUAACAGCCUCACGCUCUCGCUAGCGACUGACCCGCAUCCGGCCGUGCACGCCUGUGCACUUGAUGCACUUGCACAAGUCAUUGAGGCGGCUGGCGUCGCUUAUGAGCCAUAUGUGCGGAGCACACUCGGCCUCAUGACACGUCUUUUGUCAUUGCCGACGCACGAACCUGAGGGCGGCAGUCCAGGUAGCAGUAACCUGCGCGUCGAUUGGCCGGCGUACCCUGGCAUUGCACGCGUCGUAAGCGCCUUGGUGGGUGUGUUGGGUCCCGAUCUGCAGGAAGCAGUCUCGACUCGUGGUGUCGUAUAUGCCUUGCUUCUGCAUCUUGUACAGGACGGCGGCGACGCUGCUGCGAAGGAGGCGCUUCUUGGUUUGCAGCGCCUCGGCCUCGUAGUCCCAGUUUUGCUCGAGACACGCGUAUCUGCCAACUUGCUGCGCCAUGCCCUGUCGCGCCCCAUCCUCGCUCCGUCUGCCGCGAGUCUCUACUGCCAAAUGGCGCAGCGUGGCUCGCAAUGGCUUGCUCGGUACGGCGGCCCAUCGCUUCUGGCGAGUCUGCUGCAACAACUUGAUCGGCAUCCAACCCUAAGCGGCGUCCGCACACUGGUCCUUUCGUGGCUCAAGGACACGGCACCUGCUCGUCCAUGCACAUGGAUGGAUCUGUGUUGCACGGCGCUUUUGACGCCCGAGGCGCUCAGCUUCAAACACGUCAAUGUCUCUGGAAGCGACACCGACGAGACGGCGACGGCUUUAGCGCCAAAGGACGACACCCCACUUCUUUCAAUUCGCUGGCGCACACAGCUCUUUGUGCUGCAGUGUAUGGACGAGGUAUUUGCGUCCGUCCAGCGCGCCCCCGAACAUGUGGGCAGCCACAGUGACGCGCGGGAUCGGCGCGUCCUGAGCAGCCGAGUCAGUGAGAUUCUUCGCGCCGCUUGCAGUGCCAGCACGGCGACGCAUCGAGCUGUGCGCUGGCAGGGUCUCCAAGUGCUUCGCGAUGUGCUGGAGUCGUUCGCAGACACGCGCGAUCCUGACUUUUCAGAGGCCCGUUUGCUCGAGCAGUUCCAGGCUCAGCUGGCCGCUGCGUUGACCCCGGCUUUCGGAGCUGACAGUACACCUGAUGUACUUGCAGCUGCUAUUUCCGUCUGCUCCGUCUACAUCAUCGCAGGCGUCGACGCAUCUCCCACAAACCGAAUCCUCCGUUUGCUGGGCUCGGCGCUCGAGCAGACACAGUCGUCCGAGAUGUCCCGUCUCGGCGAACUGCCCUUGACGCCCAACGCUGCCGCAUACCUCAACAUAGCCGUACUCACCGCCUGGGCCCGUCUCGCCAUCGCACAGCGGCCCGCGAUCACCAACCUGCUCUCUCCGCAUGUGCACACGCUGGCUCGUGCUUGGGUACACGUCCUUACGGCGUAUGCAGUCUUGCGCGCCGAUCGCGGCUCGUCCGUUGCAAGUGCUUGGCACAUCAUGCCUCGCAUGCGGCCCGAAAGUGCUCUGGCACCCCUUGUUCAAACGCACAUGCUCUUGUACUUUGCACAAGCAUACCCCACCUUGCUGCACGCAUUGACACUUGUGUUUGAAACGAACCCUGACGUCGUUCGUGCCACCCUUGCGCACGACCUGGGCGAUGCGAGUCGUGCGUUCUUGGCUUUGUAUGGCCUUGCGCUUGAGACCCUGUGUGACGAGCUGGAUCGUCUCCCGCAAACGGAGCAAAGCAUGCUGGGCGUCGUGCUUAGCUCGUUGCAUGUGCUGGUGGAUGCCAAGUACAGCGGGCAUUUCCUUCUUGAAGAUGCACAGUUUGAUGAGCUUGUGUGUGUGUUCCAGCGUGCAUUGCUCAGCGAGGACGCAUCCAUUCAGCGCGGCGUACUGCGUGUGAUUGCUACGCUCGUGCGCUCAAUGCGUGAGCGGCUACUUGAGCAGGAAGACGGCAUGAUUCACGACGAGCGUAUGCCCACGACGAAAUUGGGGCGACUCUGGCGGCUUUUGAUGCACUUCAUCCACGAGCUACCACACCAACGAACGCCACGCGCUGAACGAGCUGUGCUUCUCCAUGCUUGUUGGCAGACCCUCUUGGAUAUGGUGGAAGUUUGUGGUGCAUCGCUCCAGUUGGAGCUGGUCGCUGUAUCGCUUCAUAUAUUGGUGGCUUUCGCGCGCCGUGAAGACGAGGCGGCCUCGCUGCUCACCUCUGCCCUGCCUGUGUUGCGCGACCUGUGCAAACGCGCGUGUCAAUCCGCCUCGGCCAACCCACCACUUGUGCAUCGCAUCAUGCAAGGAUUCAUGAGCGCCAUGAUCGAUAUGAGCGAUGCGCUCAGGGCACGUGCCGGCGAUAUCGUGACGCGCCGCAGUGGAAAUGCCCUCGUUAGUACAAGUCUCGUUUUGACGUGCCUUGAUGCCCGCGUGUCGAUUAGCAGUGAGGUCAUCGAGCGGCUCUCUUUCUUGUUGGCACAGAAACUAGAUGCCAACGAUGACGCUCCGGUCGUCUUGCAAUGCAUUCGGUCCAUGGUGCAUGCCGAGCCCUCGUGCCAUUCGCAGCGCCUAUGCAUCGGUUGGUGCCUCCCAUCGCUCGUCGCCUAUACGCUCCGGCACUUGUCCGAGCCGGCGAUGGACAUCCUGCUGGAUCUUGUAUGUGUCAUGCCCGACGACGUGGCGCUUCGGCUAGCUGUUCCUGUGGCUGUACAAUUCGUGCAGUCUUCAAGCCCAGGCAGAUCGCAAGCAUCGGACACCGUGCUGGUGGCGUCUUCCAACAAGGUCGUGAACCGUCUCAUGGAGCUUGCGCAGACUCAUGCCCAAGCUUUCCGACUAGCCACGCAGGCGCUUGACGAGGAUGCACGCACUUGCUUGCACGACUCCUUGCGCGCCGCUGUGGGCAUCACCGACGCACAAAAGCGCCCGAAGCCGGGAAGCAGCUCAAGUGCCACUUCUGAAUCCGGUAACAGCAUAUCUCUUCGAACGUUCGGCGGGUCUUCGUAA